Messenger RNA from Rotaria sp. Silwood1, 1732 nucleotides. The record is from the annotation of a GenBank genome assembly. NCBI's taxonomy places the organism in Eukaryota, Metazoa, Rotifera, Eurotatoria, Philodinida, Philodinidae.
GUGGACUACACAUGAUUAUGAUCUUCAUACUAUUCCAACUUUACAAGUUGUGGCCAAUCCUCUUUUAGCACGACAAUUUUCACCUAUCUACAAGCAAAUCUUUGCAAGUUUGAAACAACUUAAUGCUGAAUAUGCUCGAUAUGCUGUUUGGUUUCCUUAUCCAAAAUUAGCUGUUGCUGAACUUGAUCCUCCAUCAGGUUUAUUUCAAUGUGGUAAUGUUGGUGAAGAUUUUUCAAUAAAUCUAUCAUGUGAACAAAGUGGUGGAGUGAUAAGUAAAGUUGAUUUUGCAUCGUAUGGAACGUCAAGUGGUGCAUGUGGUGAAAUGCAACAAGGAAAAUGUCAUGCAGCAAAUAGUUCAGAAAUUGUUCAACGAGUGUGUAUUGGACAAAAAACAUGUAGUGUUCCAGCAACGAGUGAUCUCUUUGGUGAUCCAUGUAAAGGCACAGCAAAACGAUUACUUAUUCAAAUUCAAUGCAACCCACCACAAAAUAAUACUUACUAUAACUUUACUUAUCUUGACACAAUGUUAGAAGAUUUCCUCGAUGCUACUGAUGGUCAUUCACGCAUUAUUUCAUUUUCAACUCAACCAAACUGGCUCUUUAAACAAGAUACACCUCAUAUUUAUCCUGACAAUGCUUCAUUAGCUGAUUGGGGAUAUCCAGUUGGUACAGUAUUAGUUGACGAUACUAUGCAAGCAUUAGGUGAUUACUAUGGACGUCUCUUUGCAUGGUAUACUAGAGGUGGUUUUAUUGAUGAAUAUGGUCGAAAACAUACAUCUAACUAUGAAUAUAAUUGGGAUUAUACUGAAAUAUUCAAUGAAGUUGAAUCAGAACAUCAUAUGAGUGUUGAAUUUUAUACUCGAGCAUAUGAUGCAGUCAUUCAAGGUAUUCGAAGACAUACAAAUAAUUAUGAUAUGAAAUAUGUUGGAAUGGCAUUAGGAGGACAUAAUGAGUUUGAUUGGUAUCGAUAUUUUCUUAAUCAUUCAAAUCAUGCUCCUGAUAUUCCACUUGAUAUGAUCUCGUACCAUUUCUAUGCAUUAGCUAAUUCUCGAACUGAUCCAAAAGACUGGGAAAUAUUUUUCAGUCAACUUGAUACUUUUACAUUUGAAGUUGAACAAAUUGAAGAAAUUCGAAAAAUUCUUUCACCAGAAACAAGAACAACAAUUGAUGAGUUAGGAGUUAUACUUCCUGAUGAUAACACUCCAGGGGCACCCCAGUUUCCUAUGAUAUAUUGGAAUGCUGCAGCUGCACUCUAUGCUUAUGCAUGGGCAAGAAUAUCUCGACAAGGAAUCGAUGUUGUUGGUCAUAGUCAACUUGUUGGUUAUCCAGAAUUAUCUGAUCUUCAACUACAACCACAAUAUCCGAGUGUUGCCUUGCUCAAUUGGACUACAGGUCAAGGAACAGCUGAAUAUUGGACAUCAAAACUUCUGAUUGAAACAACUGAUAUUGAUAAUGAUCAAGCUGUUGUAACACAAACAACAGAUGUUAGUGGAGAAAAUAUCUUUAGUCAAGGAUUUAUUGGUAAAAAUGGACAUCGAUGGGUUUUGAUUAUUAAUAAACGAUAUGCUAAUGUUGAUGUAUUUUUACCUGGAAGUACUGGUGGUCGAAUGCAAAUUAUCAAUGAAGCAUCAGGUUUUGGACCAGCAACUGAAGUGACAUUAACUUUGAGUAGAAUAACAUUAAGUCCAUUUGCUGUCGCUGUUGUUCAUAUGCCGCCUGACGACAUGAAAUGA